GUGAGACUCCCUACAGCUCCAAUGUGGCACAUCUACAGCACUCACUGCCGGAAUUGCCCUCCAUCGGGCCACAGCCCGAGCCGAGGCGUCGCCACCACCUCCGAACAUGAUCCCCACGCCUAUUAAGCCCACGAAGCCCUCGCCUCUCUUCGCUUUACCGGAGUCUUUCAGGCGUCCGUCCAUCAAUGUCAAGCGUACUCUGCUGGCCUGUCUCGCUCUGGCCGCAUACAUCGCGUGGUCGUUGGGUGCCUGGGAAGCCUUCCUAAUCGAGACAGGCCUGCGUCCAAAGCUGCGUCCGACGGUGCUGCUCGCCGGCGAUUCGCUCACUGAGAAGGGCACAAACCCCAAGUCCAAUGGAUGGGUCACCUUGCUACAGAACGACUACACUCGGUCUGCCAACGUCGCGCCCCGUGGAUUGUCGGGAUACAACACUCGAUGGUACCUCAAAUACGCGAUGCCGGUUAUCCGAGGAGAAAUCAUCAGCGGCUCCUACACUCCUGUCCUCAUCACGUUGUGGCUUGGGGCCAACGAUGCUGCAUUACCGAACGGAAGCAACUCGGAGCAGCAUGUUCCAAUUGAGAAAUACCGGCUCAAUCUCAUCAUGAUUGUCCGGGAGUUCCAGGCAUUGGCACCCGAUGCGAGGAUCAUAUUGAUCACUCCACCUCACGUGGACGACAUGGAGCGCCAUCGACGUGCUAGGAAGAAUGAUGGGGACAAAACGGGAGUGAUCGACCGCACGAACGAAAUGGCAGGUAAAUACGCGCAAGUUUGUGUCGAAACUGCGCACAAAUUGGGGCUCCCCGUGUUGAAUUUGUACUCGUAUUUCAACGACAUGCCCAAGUGGAGACGCAAUAAUUUGCUGGGGGACGGACUGCACCUCAAUACGAGAGGCAACAAGUUGAUGUACGACCAGCUAAUGGAAAAGAUCAAAUCCGAGUUCCCGGGUGUAGUGCGCAAACUCGAACGCUGGCAACUUCCAAACUUUAACACACUGGUCCGGAGCGACCCGUGGAUUCCGGACGAUACACACGAUGGUACCAACAGUACUCGUACGCUCCGAAGCAAUUGAUCGAAUAGCUAAAUUAUAUCAUAGAACUCGUAUUUGCAUCGAA
Messenger RNA from Phytophthora nicotianae INRA-310, 1112 nucleotides. RefSeq lists its product as hypothetical. The transcript has a single exon. NCBI's taxonomy places the organism in Eukaryota, Oomycota, Peronosporomycetes, Peronosporales, Peronosporaceae. Bases 107 to 1069 code for a protein of 320 amino acids. The record is from RefSeq and is a predicted model, not a curated record.